Messenger RNA from Acanthoscelides obtectus, 636 nucleotides. NCBI's taxonomy places the organism in Eukaryota, Metazoa, Arthropoda, Insecta, Coleoptera, Chrysomelidae. The record is from the annotation of a GenBank genome assembly.
AUGAAAGCCAAAGAACUCUGGGCAAGCCGGUUUAGAUUUCCGACUGCUAUUGGAGCACUAGACUGCUCACAUGUGAAAAUAGAGAAACCCAACUUACAUGGGGAAGAAUACAUAAACCGCAAAGGAGAAGUAACUUUGAACGUACAAGCUACGUGCAAUGCAAUGUACGUAUUCACCAGCGUGGAUGUGAGCUGGCCGGGUUCGGUACAUGACAGUCGAAUCUGGAAAAAUUCCGACGUGAGAGAAGUAAUGCGACGUACACAGAACAUCUUUCUCAUUGCUGAUCAGGGAUACGGAAUUGAACCUUGGCUUAUGACUCCUUAUCGAGAACCUGUCAACAUAGACGUGAAGAAGGCAUACAAUAAACUAUUGUCAAAGGAAAGGGUAGUAAUCGAGCAGUGUUUUGGACAGAUAAAACGGCGCUUUCCGAUACUGAAAUAUUGUUUUCGCGUGAAAUUGACUAAUGUUCUAGAUAUAAUUGUAGCUUGUAUCAUUUUACACAACAUUGCUAAGGCCUUGCAGGAUCCAGAUUUUGAGGGUAGUGAUGAAGAUCAACACGGCGCGAUGUUGUUAGUGGGCAUGAGGAAGAUAAUGACGACUUACGUGUCCGCAGUCAGGAAGUGCGUGAAGUUUUAG